This is a messenger RNA of Spodoptera littoralis (African cotton leafworm), 1146 nucleotides long. Lineage: Eukaryota; Metazoa; Arthropoda; Insecta; Lepidoptera; Noctuidae. The record is from the annotation of a GenBank genome assembly.
AUGUCGUUGACUUUGGAUCCCGGGCCUGGUAUAGCAGCUCUGCAAGCAUGGGGUGGCCAAGUAGCGGCGUAUGGUGCCUCCAACCAAACCGUCGUUGACAAGGUGCCACCAGAUAUGCUUCAUAUGGUCGAUCCUCACUGGUACCAGUUUCCUCCUAUGAACCCGCUAUGGCACGGACUCUUGGGAUUCACAAUCGGCGUUCUUGGUUUUAUCUCUAUUACUGGCAACGGAAUGGUCAUCUACAUAUUUAUGUCAACGAAGAGCCUUAAAACUCCAUCAAACUUACUUGUGGUGAAUCUUGCUUUCUCCGACUUCCUUAUGAUGUGCUGUAUGUCUCCGGCUAUGGUGGUUAAUUGUUAUAACGAAACGUGGGUAUGGGGUCCUCUUGCGUGUGAACUAUACGCGUGUGCUGGAUCUCUAUUUGGGUGUGCAUCUAUUUGGACCAUGACUAUGAUUGCUUUCGACCGCUACAAUGUAAUCGUGAAAGGUAUAGCCGCCAAACCAAUGACCAAUAACGGAGCUCUUCUACGCAUCCUCGGCAUCUGGGCGUUCUCGCUUGCAUGGACUCUCGCUCCUUUCUUCGGCUGGAACCGAUAUGUACCUGAAGGCAACAUGACUGCUUGUGGCACUGACUACUUGUCCAAGGAUUGGUUCAGCCGAAGUUAUAUCCUGAUCUACUCCGUCUUCGUGUAUUUCUUGCCUCUCCUCCUCAUCAUCUACUCUUAUUUCUUCAUUGUACAGGCUGUAGCAGCUCACGAAAAGGGAAUGAGGGAACAAGCUAAGAAAAUGAACGUGGCUUCUCUUAGGUCUUCUGAGGCAGCAAACACAAGCGCCGAGUGCAAAUUGGCAAAGGUGGCUCUAAUGACCAUUUCUCUGUGGUUCAUGGCGUGGACACCCUACCUAGUGAUUAACUACACGGGUGUCUUCGAAAGCGCACCCAUCAGUCCUCUUGCUACCAUCUGGGGCUCUCUCUUUGCCAAAGCUAACGCUGUCUACAAUCCUAUCGUAUACGGCAUCAGCCACCCGAAGUACCGCGCUGCUCUGUACCAGAAGUUCCCGUCACUAUCGUGCCAGGCGUCGCCAGACGAGAGCGGCUCGGUGGCAUCCGGUGCCACAGCCGUCUCCGAGGAGAAACCUGCGGCCUAA